Messenger RNA from Mangifera indica (mango), 603 nucleotides. RefSeq lists its product as uncharacterized. The record is from RefSeq and is a predicted model, not a curated record. Bases 1 to 603 code for a protein of 200 amino acids. Lineage: Eukaryota; Viridiplantae; Streptophyta; Magnoliopsida; Sapindales; Anacardiaceae. The transcript has a single exon.
AUGGGAAUUUGCAGUUCGUGUAAAACAACGAAUGUAGCGACGGCCAAAGUGAUCCUGCAAGAUGGGAGGCUUCAAGAAUUUGCAUUUCCAGUUAAGGUUUCACAGGUUUUAGAGAAAAACCCUAGCUGCUUUUUAUCAAACAUGGAUGAUAUGCACUUCGACAGCUUCAUUUCAGCUAUUAAUGGCGAUGAAGGUCUUCUUCCUGGCCAGCUUUACUUUGCCUUGCCGGUGAGCUGGUUGAAGAGUCCGCUCAGAGGGGAGAAGAUGGCGUCUUUGGCUGUGAAGGCGAGCUUGGCAUUGAAGAGGAAGGGCGGUGGAGGCCAUGGCGACAACAAGUUUUGUGGGUCGUGUGGGGUGAAAAAAGAUGAUGUUUUAAUGUAUAAUACUACUGCCCCUAGGGUUUUGGAUCCGGCUAGUCCAAAGCUUGUAAUGGGCAGUGGAGUUGCACAUGGCGGUAGAGGUGCUGUCCGCGGUGGUGGUAGAGGAUCCACGGUGAGGCAGAGACUCCAAGGUAGCAGUAAUCGUGGCCGGGGAAGAGGUAAUUUUGCUACAAAGUUGAGCAUUAUUAUAGAGGAACAAUACGAUCAUGGCCAGACUAGAUGA